Messenger RNA from Eruca vesicaria subsp. sativa (arugula), 813 nucleotides. The record is from the annotation of a GenBank genome assembly. NCBI's taxonomy places the organism in Eukaryota, Viridiplantae, Streptophyta, Magnoliopsida, Brassicales, Brassicaceae.
AUGGCCGACGACGCUAGCAGCAACCAACGGUCCCCACCAAAAAAACACUCCAUUGACACUAACGACAACAACAUCUCAAGAUCUUCUAGAAGCUCCGUUGACUCUCAGAGACCGAAACCACCACCACCACCACCACCACCACCAACACCAAUGACAACAACAUCUGGUAUCCCUCCGCCUGAGAACGCUCGCCGUUACGAGGAUCUCUCUCGCAGGAAUCUUAACCGAUUAUCUUAUCGCCGGUGUUUCUGCUACUUCUUUGUUGCUCUACUCGUUCUCGUCACACUCGCGGCGGUUCUUGUGGGGAUCUUCUUCCUCGUUUUCCGACCACAUAAGCCGAUGUUCUCCGUGAGUGGAGUCUCCAUCGCCGGAAUGAAUCUAACGUCGUCAACGUCACUAAUAUCUCCGUUAAUCAAAAUCAACUUGCGUGCUAAGGACGUUAACACGUUUCUCGGUUUGAUAUACGGCGGAGGAAGUGCGGUGGAGAUUUUCUACGACGCAGUCAAACUAGGUGACGGCGAGUUAACGCCGUUUUAUCAGCCGGCAGAUAAGGUAACGGAGACGGUGACGACGUUAAGGGGAACAGUGAUCGAGUUAGCGAGCUCGACGCGGGAAGAUUUGAAGGAAGCUGAGAAUAAAGGAAAAGUGCCGUUUGAUUUGAGGGUUAAAGCGCCGUUUAAGUUUAAGGUUAGCGCCGUGACCAUGUGGAGGAUGGUUGUUACUGUGGACUGCAAAGUAACAGUGGACAAACUGACGUUAUCAGCAACUGUGAUAACGGAGAAUUGCGUUACAGAAGACAUAGCCGUGUUGUGA